UCUUCUUUCUAUUUUCCGACUCUUACUAGGGUUUUGCAGUCGAUACUCCCAACUUUUCAGUCUCUCUCCGUCCAACAUGUCCCUUUACCGCCUCCUUCUCCGCUCCGUUCGCCGCCCUUCUACCUCUACCCAACCCCUCUCUCAUUUCCUUCGUUUAACCCAAAACCCUGUUCAGAACCCACACCUUUGCCGCUCAUUUGCCUUCACCUCCGCAGAGGAAGCCGCAGCUGAGCGCCGUCGUCGCAAGCGUCGUCUCCGCAUAGAGCCUCCACUUCAUGCCCUCCGUCCCUCCGUCAAUCACUCCCCUCCCCAUCGGGACCCCAACGCCCCGCGGCUUCCGGACUCCACUAGUCAGCUCGUUGGCCCCCGCCUUAAUCUCCACAAUCGCGUGCAGUCCCUUAUCCGCGCUUCCGACCUUGAUGCCGCCUCCCUCCUUGCCCGUUCCUCUGUUUUCUCCAACACCCGUCCCACCGUCUUCACCUGCAACGCCAUCAUCGCCGCCAUGUACAGGAACAAGCGUUUUGAUGAGGCAAUCGCUCUGUUUCACUUCUUCUUCAAUCAGUCUGAUAUCGUGCCAAAUAUUGUGUCUUACAAUAAUUUGAUUAACACUCAUUGUGAUAGGGGUGAAGUUGAUACAGCUCUUGAGGUUUACCGCCAUAUUUUGGCCAAUGCGCCCUUUAGUCCAUCCCCCGUGACGUACAGGCACUUGACCAAGGGCUUGAUAGACGCGGGGAGGAUCGGGGAGGCCGUGGAUUUGUUGAGGGAGAUGUUGAAUAAAGGUCAUGGUGCUGAUUCUUUGGUUUUCAACAACUUAAUUUCUGGUUUCUUGAGCCUGGGGGAUUUGCAGAAGGCCAAUGAGCUAUUUGAUGAGUUGAAAGAGCGAUGCCUGGUUUAUGAUGGAGCUGUCAAUGCAACGUUUAUGGAGUGGUGGUUUAAUCAGGGGAAGGAUAAGGAGGCCAUGGAGUCUUACAAGUCAUGGUUGGAUAGAAAAUUUAGGAUAAUCCCUGCAACUGGUAAUACCCUUCUGGAGGUUUUGCUCAAGCACGGGAAGAAGACUGAGGCUUGGACUUUGUUUGAGGAAAUGUUGGAUAAUCAUACGCCACCCAAUAUUCAGGCAGUGAAUUCUGACACGUUUAAUAUUAUGGUAAAUGAGUGUUUCAAGUUGGGCAAGUUCGAGGAGGCAAUUCAGACCUUUAAGAAGGCAGGUACAAAGGCAGGAUCCAAGCCUUUUGCAAUGGAUGUUGCAGGGUAUAAUAACAUAAUUACCAGGUUUUGUGAGCUGGGGAUGUUAUCUGAGGCAGAGAAGUUGUUUGUAGAAUUGUGUUCAAAGUCUUUGUCACCUGAUGUGCCAACCUAUAGGACAAUGGUUGAUGCAUAUCUCAAGGCAGAGAGAAUUGAUGAUGCUUUGCAGACGUUUACCAAGAUGGUGGAAUCUGGUUUGCGGGUGGUUGCAAGUUUUGGAAGUAGAGUGUUUGGGGAGCUUCUCAAGAAUGGAAAAAAUGCGGAGUCAGCUUGGCUUUUGACAAAAAUGGGGGAGAAAGAUCCUAAACCUGAUGCCUUGAUUUAUAAUGUGGUGGUCAGGGGGCUCUGCUGUGCUGGUGAAUUUGAUAGGAGCCGUGAUAUAUUGGAUCAGAUGAUGAGGUAUGCUGUCGGGGUUACUCCAGUAUUGCAGGAGUUUGUGCGGGAUGCUUUUGGAAAAGUUGGACGAAGUGAAGAAAUUGAGAGAGUUUUGAAUGAAACCAGGUGGGCAUCCCCUCGGCCAGCUGGACCACCUAGAGCUCGACCAUGGGGACAGCUACGGCAGUCACCUGUAGAAUCUCCACAAAAUCAGAUGGCUGCACAGCAUGCAUCAGGUCCUCCUCAGGUGGCAAGACAGCAGUACGUGGGAUCUUCCCACACCCCUCGAGUGGGAGGACACCAGCCCUCUGGACCUGUUCAGAUGACUGGACGGCAGCCAUCCAUGCCCUCUCAGUUGGCUGGACAACAGACGUGGGGUUCCACACAGAUAGGAGCAAAAACUGCAGGACAGCAGUCAUUGGCUUCCACAGAGAUGGCAACACAAACUGCAGGACAGCAGCCAUGGGGUUCCACUCAAACGGCAGCACAAACUUCUUUUGGCCCUAUGUCCAGGCAGCAGCAUUUUAAUCCCUCUCACUACCCUGGACAGCAACAUUUUAGCCCUUCUCACUACCCUGGAGAGCAGCAUUUUAGGCCCUCUCACUACCAUUGGCAGGAGCCCCUUGGACCUGAUCCAAUUGCAGGGCAUGAGUCACCAAUGCCACAACAACAUCAGUCAGGAAACCCUCUAAGGGCAGGACAACAGCCUUGGGAACAACCUCAAAUGGCUGGACAACAGCCUUGGGGACACCCUCAACCAUCAGAGGUUCCACAAGAGAACGGAGAGGAUCAAUCAGGAGCCAUUGAUUGGCAGGAAAAGCAUCAACAGAUAGCAGUUUACAAAUGAAUUGGUUUUGGUUGAGCAAGGAAAUGAACACUUCCAUGUUAUCUCUUUCUGCAAUUAGUCUGCAGUUGCAUGUUUUCACUUAUGCAUACCGUAGUUUUCUGUAUGGUAUGCAAGGGUUUGAUUGUGCCUGUGAAAUUGAUCUCUCUGUAUGUUUCAUGCACCAUCUCCUACUUUGAUGCAUUAGCAACUAUUCAUA
This is a messenger RNA of Rubroshorea leprosula, 2660 nucleotides long. NCBI's taxonomy places the organism in Eukaryota, Viridiplantae, Streptophyta, Magnoliopsida, Malvales, Dipterocarpaceae. The record is from the annotation of a GenBank genome assembly.